ACGCUCCCCGGGGGCGCAGGGACCGUGCUCCGCCGCCAGCCCAGCGCCGCUGCCGCCGCAUCCACAGCCCGCGCAGCCGCCGCAGCUUCCAGCGCCCGCGCCACCGCCGCCGCGUCCGCCAGCAGCGCCACCGCCAUGCGGGAGAUCGUGCACCUGCAGGCCGGCCAGUGCGGCAACCAGAUCGGGGCCAAGUUUUGGGAGGUGAUCAGCGACGAACAUGGCAUCGAUCCCACUGGCACCUACCAUGGGGACAGUGACCUGCAGCUGGAAAGAAUCAAUGUGUACUACAACGAGGCCACAGGAGGAAAUUAUGUCCCCAGAGCUGUCCUGGUGGACCUGGAACCCGGCACCAUGGACUCAGUGCGCUCAGGCCCCUUUGGCCAGAUCUUCCGGCCUGACAACUUUGUGUUUGGCCAAUCGGGAGCCGGCAACAACUGGGCCAAGGGCCACUACACAGAGGGCGCCGAGCUGGUGGACGCGGUCCUAGACGUGGUGCGCAAGGAGGCGGAGAGCUGCGACUGCCUGCAGGGCUUCCAGCUGACCCACUCUCUGGGCGGUGGCACCGGCUCGGGCAUGGGCACCCUGCUCAUCAGCAAGAUCCGCGAGGAGUUCCCAGACAGGAUCAUGAACACCUUCAGCGUGGUGCCCUCGCCCAAGGUGUCCGAUACGGUGGUGGAGCCCUACAACGCCACCCUGUCCGUGCACCAGCUGGUGGAGAACACGGAUGAGACCUACUGCAUUGACAACGAGGCCCUCUAUGACAUCUGCUUCCGCACCCUCAAGCUGACCACGCCGACCUACGGGGACCUCAACCACCUGGUGUCGGCCACCAUGAGUGGGGUCACCACCUGCCUGCGCUUUCCCGGCCAGCUCAACGCAGACCUGCGCAAGCUGGCCGUGAACAUGGUGCCCUUCCCGCGCCUGCACUUCUUCAUGCCCGGCUUCGCGCCGCUGACCAGCCGGGGCAGCCAGCAGUACCGCGCCCUGACGGUGCCCGAGCUCACCCAGCAGAUGUUCGACGCCAAGAACAUGAUGGCCGCCUGCGACCCGCGCCACGGCCGCUACCUGACGGUGGCCGCGGUGUUCCGGGGCCGCAUGUCCAUGAAGGAGGUGGACGAACAGAUGUUGAGUGUGCAAAGCAAGAACAGCAGCUACUUCGUGGAGUGGAUCCCCAACAACGUCAAGACGGCCGUGUGCGACAUCCCGCCCCGCGGCCUGAAGAUGGCGGCCACCUUCAUCGGCAACAGCACGGCCAUCCAGGAGCUGUUCAAGCGCAUCUCCGAGCAGUUCACGGCCAUGUUCCGCCGCAAGGCCUUCCUGCACUGGUACACGGGCGAGGGCAUGGACGAGAUGGAGUUCACCGAGGCCGAGAGCAACAUGAACGACCUGGUGUCCGAGUACCAGCAGUACCAGGAUGCCACCGCCGAGGAGGGCGAGUUCGAGGAGGAGGCCGAGGAGGAGGUGGCCUAGGGCCCCUGCCUUCCUUUCCUGUCUGCCCCACCAUGGGGCAUCUGACCUUUGACCCCCUAGAGCCCCUCUCUGAGCCCUAGACCCCCACUUCCUCCCUGCCGCUCAGCCUGACUCAGCUCUGACCCUGCAAUUUCAUGAAUGUCACUUUGCCCUGACCCUGGCAACACCUUUGGAGCCCAUUUCACCUCUGACCUGCCUCACCUUUGACCUUUGAGCCCCACUUUAUCUUUGACCCCCCCUUGAGCUCUGCCAAUUUUGACACCCCCAGGACCCCCACUUCACUCCUGAUCCCAUAAACCCUGCCUUGACCUCUUCACCUUUGACCCCCCCAUGAAUCCCAUUUCACCUCUAGACCUAUGAGCUUUGGUUUCAUUUAGAUGCCUCCCUCUGAGCCUCAGAUUCCCCUCACCUUUGACCCUGAGCCCCAGCUUCCCUCUGGCCCCAUAAACCCUGCAUUUAACUCCACAAGUCUUCCUUCACUUUUGACCUCUUCUUCACCUUUGACCUCCCCCAUGAACCCCAUUUUGAACCCUCCCUCUGAACCUCUCUGAACCUCUGACCUUGCCUCACCUUUGACCCCCCAGGCCCUAGUUCCCCUCCGGCCCCCCAUAGUCCCCAGGUCCUACCUCACCUCAUCCCCCUCAGCUCCUGCCCCCUUUGGCUUACCUGGGGUGGUGGGACACCACUGGCACCUGUGAGGAAGAGAGGCUGUCCCCACUGCCCUCCCCACCCUCCUUUUCCCUCCUUUACCCUGGAUAA
Molecule: messenger RNA, 2229 nt
Organism: Lemur catta (Ring-tailed lemur)
Lineage: Eukaryota; Metazoa; Chordata; Mammalia; Primates; Lemuridae
Gene: TUBB4A
Product: tubulin beta 4A class IVa
Exons: 4
Coding region: 136-1470 (444 amino acids)
Biological process (GO): microtubule cytoskeleton organization; mitotic cell cycle
Cellular component (GO): cytoplasm; microtubule
Molecular function (GO): GTP binding; structural constituent of cytoskeleton; GTPase activity
Source: RefSeq, a predicted model, not a curated record